This is a messenger RNA of Daldinia childiae, 1092 nucleotides long. Its product is annotated as putative oxidoreductase YjmC. The transcript is spliced from 2 exons. Lineage: Eukaryota; Fungi; Ascomycota; Sordariomycetes; Xylariales; Hypoxylaceae. The coding region runs from base 1 to 1092 and encodes 363 amino acids. The record is from RefSeq and is a predicted model, not a curated record. Gene Ontology annotation, molecular function: oxidoreductase activity.
AUGGCCGAGACAUCAGCAGCUCAACCUCCGUCCGACACUAAACUUUACGUCGAAGCCGCCGAGGCCCGAAAGUUUAUCGAGGGCAUUCUUGUGGAAAAUGGUGUACCGGAGCCCAACGCUGCCAUUGUAGCGCGAUGUCUCGUGGCAGCGGACUUGCGGGGCGUUGACACGCACGGCAUCAACCGGAUCCCGUCGUACAUGGCGCGAGUGCGCAACGGCGUACUCGACGCUACCGCGUCCCCAGACGUCUCGAAAGUCACGCCUGUCGUCGCGCAGGUCGACGGGCGCAACGGCUUCGGAUUCCUGGCGGCGGAGGUUGGGAUGCGCACGGCCUGCGACAUGGCGCGCGAGUUCGGCAUCGGCAUGGUCAGCGUCAAGCACUCGAACCACUUCGGCAUGAGCGCCUGGAUCGUCCAGCAGGCUAUCGAUGCCGGAAUGAUGAGCCUGGUGUUUACUAAUUCGAGCCCCGCGCUACCUGUGUUCGGGGGUAAGAGCAAGCUCAUGGGUGUGUCGCCUGUUGCUUGCGGUGCUCCUGGGGGGAAGGAGAAGCCGUUUAUACUGGACAUGGCACCGUCUGUGGCAGCCAGGGGUAAGAUUUAUAAGGCUAAGAGGAGGGGAGAGAAGAUUCCCCUGGACUGGGCUUUAGAUGCUGAAGGGAGACCGACGGAUGAUCCGGCUGCGGCUUUGGAGGGAGUUAUGCUUCCUAUGGGAGGACCUAAGGGUUCGGCGCUAGCUAUUAUGAUGGACGUCUUCUCAGGGGUAUUAUCAGGCUCGGCAUUCGCAGGCGGGGUUACAGGCCCAUAUGACCCAAGCAAAGCAUCAGAUGUCGGGCACUUCCUCGUAGCUAUCAAACCGGACCUGUUCAUGAGCCUCGACGAUUUCCGAGAGAGGAUGGACUUCCUAUAUCAACGAGUUGUUGGUUCGGAUAAAGCCGCCGGUGUCGAGCGGAUAUACUUCCCGGGCGAGAUCGAGCAGUUGACGCAGGAGCAGAGGGAGAAGACGGGAAUCCCGUUGGUGCGAGCCGAGGUCGAUGCGUUAAAUGAAGAAGCGAAGAAAGUCGGAAAACAUGCUCUUGUUGUUAAAGAUCAAUGA